Messenger RNA from Drosophila innubila, 198 nucleotides. RefSeq lists its product as uncharacterized. The transcript has a single exon. The record is from RefSeq and is a predicted model, not a curated record. Bases 1 to 198 code for a protein of 65 amino acids. Lineage: Eukaryota; Metazoa; Arthropoda; Insecta; Diptera; Drosophilidae.
AUGCUUAUCGUUCGUUAUUUAAUCGCCUUGGUCUUCUCCGUCUUUAUGAUGGCCACCUCGCUGAGAAUCGAGGAGCGUUAUAGACGCUCUGGAGAAUAUAAGAUCUCAACGCCAGAUCGCUUGGUAUUACAAAUGCAACAUCGUGCAGGGAAGGAUAUUCAAGUCAGGCAGCUGGAGAGAAGACGCUUAAUUGUAUAA